UGAGGAGGCAGCGGUGGCGGCGGCGGCGGCUCUGGAGGCCGCAGUCCGGGUCCUGGCUUCGGCCCCAGCCCUACCAUGGUGACGCUCGCUGAGCUGCUGGUGCUCCUGGCCGCCCUCCUGGCCACGGCCUCGGGCUACUUCGUGAGCAUCGACGCGCACGCCGAGGAGUGCUUCUUCGAGCGGGUCACCUCGGGCACCAAGAUGGGCCUCAUCUUCGAGGUGGCCGAGGGCGGCUUCCUGGACAUCGACGUGGAGAUUACAGGACCUGAUAAUAAAGGAAUUUAUAAAGGAGACCGGGAAUCCAGUGGGAAAUACACAUUUGCUGCUCACAUGGAUGGAACAUAUAAGUUUUGUUUUAGUAACAGGAUGUCCACCAUGACUCCAAAGAUAGUGAUGUUCACCAUUGAUAUUGGGGAGGCCCCAAAAGGACAAGACAUGGAAACAGAAGGUGGUGGAGAUACCUGGGAUGCACACCAGAACAAGCUAGAAGAGAUGAUUAAUGAACUAGCAGUGGCGAUGACAGCCGUGAAGCAUGAGCAGGAAUACAUGGAAGUUCGGGAGAGAAUACACAGAGCAAUCAACGACAACACAAACAGCAGAGUGGUCCUUUGGUCCUUCUUUGAAGCUCUUGUUCUAGUUGCCAUGACAUUGGGACAGAUCUACUACCUGAAGAGAUUUUUUGAAGUCCGGAGGGUUGUUUAAAAAGCCUUUUUCUGAUGAUCCGAAACUCAUAAUUCACUGUUUACCAAACAUCUUGGUCAUAAUAAUGUCGUUUAGUUUGUAUUUUUUAUUUUUGAAAUUGUACAUUCACAGCCUAUGUUUCUUUGUGAUUAAUAGAUAUUGGGGGAAAACCUUUUUAGGAGAGCGAUAGUGAAAAUUUGACAUUUGAUUGGCACAAUUUCUAUUUGAAUUCUGCCUCCAUUAUACAGGCCCUUCCAGAGCUUUAACCCUGUAAAUGAAAUGUAGGCAUAUAGUCCUUAUUAUAUCUUCUUUUGUUUUCAUAAUAAAAUGCAGUUUGUUCAGGAUAGUACCUUACAAAAAUGACUGCAUUCUCUUGACCCCCUCAUCCUACAGUUCAAAUUAUUAGAGAUUCACUUUGUUUAGUUCUUAGGAGAAACAGGUCUGAGUCUGGACGUGUCCUCCCCACCUAAUGGCAGAGCUCUGACCUCAGAGUGUGCCGUCAGGUUGUUCUUUUAUACUCUGUCUUGUUUUUGCUUUAAAGAUAAGACAACCCAACAUUUCCCCCCAAAAUUUUUACUUUGAACUUUAGGAUUUCACCUUUACUAAAUUGAUGACACAGCAGCUAAUAAGCCUUUUUUGAUUUCUGCCUAACCUCAUAGGAAGUCUCUAUUAAAGCCAAUUAAUUCUCUGGUGUUUCAGCUAACGGUAGCUUUUUCUUUCUGUGCUGGCUCACACUUGCUCCACUCUUGGCCCGUAGGAGGUCUGCAUUCACGUAACUGGGAAAAUCUGGGUUUCCAAUGGCGAAGGGCUAAGCCUCUUGGACUUCUUUGCAGUCAGUGAUAGACAGCCACUAUUUUGUUUUUGGUCAGUGGCAUUUGACCACUCAUUAAUUAGGGUACUGACAACACUGUCAGUACUAGGGUUUUUGUUUUUGUUUUUCUUGGGUCUUUUUUGGCACAUGUGAAUUUUGUUUUGUAUAAAACGAAAUGAGACUCUAGGUUUCUGAUGAUGUGUUUUAAAUUGAAGGAGCAUCUGGUUUGGUGUGGGGAUGGUCCAGGAUUAUGUUGUGACUGAUGUAUAUUAGUUACUUGUACAUUUUUUUUGGAUCUUUGCAAAGGUAAAACUACAAGUAACGAGUUUUAUAUAAUUAAUUUAAAUUUGUUACAGGUUUUCAUGUUCAGAAUAAACAAUUUUUCAACUUUGGGUGAAAAUACUUGCAGCAGUUGAAGGGGUGAUAUGUUUUACCUAAGGACAACUGUUGCAUGCCAGUUUUGUUUGUUUUUAUUUGCGUGAGAAAACACUUCAAAAUUGACUUAAAAUAUGUAAAUUUAAAAUUGGUUGUGUAUCAAUCAGCCCCAGGCUCAGUAAAUAAACAAUUCUUUUUAAAAACA
Molecule: messenger RNA, 2072 nt
Organism: Molossus molossus (Pallas's mastiff bat)
Lineage: Eukaryota; Metazoa; Chordata; Mammalia; Chiroptera; Molossidae
Gene: TMED2
Product: transmembrane p24 trafficking protein 2
Exons: 5
Coding region: 76-702 (208 amino acids)
Biological process (GO): intracellular protein transport; endoplasmic reticulum to Golgi vesicle-mediated transport; Golgi organization
Cellular component (GO): endoplasmic reticulum; endoplasmic reticulum-Golgi intermediate compartment; COPII-coated ER to Golgi transport vesicle
Source: RefSeq, a predicted model, not a curated record